Molecule: messenger RNA, 1271 nt
Organism: Rubroshorea leprosula
Lineage: Eukaryota; Viridiplantae; Streptophyta; Magnoliopsida; Malvales; Dipterocarpaceae
Source: the annotation of a GenBank genome assembly
GUCCACGUGGCGGCGCUGCAAAGGCGGAUCGUCUUCCUCCUCUGCGUCUUCAUUCCUUUUUUCUCUCUCUUCCGGAAAAAGCCGAAUUUCUGUACUCAAAACCGACGGAAAAAGAACCGGCGAUCGAUCAACUCCAUCAAUGGCGUCUUCAACGGCCACGAUUACAUUCCGCAUAGUGUUGGUCGUUCUGCUCCUCCUCUUCCUCUUCUACGUCGGCCGCCCUCUCUACUGGAAAAUCUCCGCCACCAUCCACGACAUCCGCCACAACAAACAAACCGUUCAGCAAGGUAUCUCACAGAUUGUUCAGGAGGCGCAGAGAUCAAUGCGUUGGUACAGCUACAGCGACGAGUCCGACUCGGGAAUGCGUUCCGGGAAGCAGACCUCUCGGAAGCUCCUCUUUAAGGUUUUGUGAUGUUUUCGCGUUCAAUUUUAGCUGAUUGUGUCGUUUAUCAAUAGAUCUGGUCUGUUUUCGAUGAUGAUAAUUAGUGGAAGUGAUGCUUGAAAUUAUCUUGUUCUUAGUUUAGAUUUAAGAUUUUAAAGUAAUUUUUCACGUUUGUAGAUGUGUGAAUUGUGGUGUUGAUUUAUAGUGACUCUGUUUCUCCAUUGAAGAGUGCAUGUACUGCACUACUGUUCUUGAGCUAGAGAAUAUCUUAUACAUCUAAUACAAAAACGGUAAAUUUCAAUGCAGCUACGAUUAAGAGAAAGUAUUUGAUGUUUGAUCAUUCUAAGUUUACACUGCUAGUGAUUCAGCAGUGAUAACAAUUGAAGCUGAUCUCUCCCUUAAUCAUUUGCUCCAGUUUUUUGGAGCUGUACUCAAAAGGCUUUGUAAGUAAAGCAUCACUCUCACUUCCUAUGUAGUGAAGUUCAAGUUUUCCCAUUUUCAUUUACUGUGGGAGAAGGAGCAUCAUUGUAAAGAAGGUUUCUUUCUCAUGGUUUGCUUGGAAUUCUAUUCUAUAUCUACAACUAAUUUCAUAUCUUUACUUAAAGAACAUAUUGCCAAUCGGUCUUGGCUCAAAGGAACUUGACACAUUCCUAGAGUGUGAAAGGGGAAGUAUGGUCUUUUGUUCAACUGCCUUCAAGGAUCAUUGCAGCCCGUUUAACUGAGAGAUAGAGAAACUUGGAUUAGGAAUUCAAUUGUUAUAUAUUUAUUAAAAAACAGAAGAACAUAUGCAUUGCCCUGUGCCUUUGCAUAUAUAAUUGAACACCUCAAAGACUAUCUUUGGUGCUUGGCUUUUUGCCCCUUGUCCCUUUCCCCUUUCUAUGUUUAACAU